Molecule: messenger RNA, 1418 nt
Organism: Xiphophorus couchianus (Monterrey platyfish)
Lineage: Eukaryota; Metazoa; Chordata; Actinopteri; Cyprinodontiformes; Poeciliidae
Product: neuromedin-U receptor 1-like
Exons: 4
Coding region: 183-1418 (411 amino acids)
Biological process (GO): neuropeptide signaling pathway
Cellular component (GO): plasma membrane
Molecular function (GO): neuromedin U receptor activity
Source: RefSeq, a predicted model, not a curated record
GCCAUCAAAUACGGGAAAUCAAAGCGUCAGACCAGUCCGGAUUUAAAAGUAACGCAAAGAAACGAGGAACAGAAAAAGGAACCUGGAGUAACAUUUUCUUCCAAAGUAUCUUGUCUCAUUUUUGCGACAGGCUCCUCAACCUGGAGACUUAUUAAGUGAGUAACCCACCUGCAGUUGCCAAGAUGUCAGAGCUGAACUGCUCUCUCGCUGCUCUUGUCAUGACCGCUGCCACGGUCUUCAGUGACAUGGGCUGCCCGGAGAUUGCUGUGAUGUGUGGGAUGAACAUCUCUUGGGUCUUGGCCAAUGCCACUGAACAAGAUGUGAGGGAAAUGUGUCUGAGUGAGGAGGAGUACCUUACUCUGCAACUGGGGCCAGCAAAGUCCCCCAGGUUUCUUCCUGUGUGUAUCACCUACCUGGUCAUUUUCAUGGUGGGUGUUCUGGGAAACUCCUUGACCUGCGCUGUGAUUUUGCGCUACAAGGUGAUGCAGACCCCCACCAACUACUACCUGCUCAGCCUGGCCGUCUCGGACCUGCUGGUGCUGCUGCUUGGCAUGCCGCUGGAGCUCUACGAGAUGCAACAGAACUACCCCUUCCUGCUCGGGGAGGGGGGAUGCUACUUCAAAAUCUUUCUGUUUGAGACGGUCUGCUUCGCCUCCAUCCUCAACGUUACGGCCCUCAGUGUGGAACGUUACGUGGCGGUGGUGCACCCCCUCAAGGUCAAGCACCUGGCAACACGAGCUCACGUCAAGAGGGUCAUCUUAGUGCUGUGGGGGCUGUCCAUGCUGUGUGCCAUGCCGAACGCCAGCUUGCACGGGAUAGUGGUGCUUCCUCCACGGUUUGGACGAGAGUUUCCCCGAUCUGCCAUUUGUAAUGUGGUCAAGCCUGCCUGGAUGUAUAACAUGAUUAUCCUGGUCGCCACCUUGGUCUUCUUUGCGCUCCCUUUGCUGAUCAUUAGCAUUCUUUACCUGCUCAUUGGCCUGCAGCUGCACAGGGAGAAGGUCAGGAACACGGCGGCAGCUAAUGGCGACAGCCUUGGACCCAACUCCUUGUCCAGAUCCCACAGGCAGAGACUGAGCAAACGCAACCUGCAAGUCACCAAGAUGCUCUGCGUGCUGGUGGUCGUCUUCAGCCUCUGCUGGGCUCCCUUCCACGUGGACCGCUUGAUGUGGAGCUACAUCGACCCGUCGUCCGCUCGGCACCAGGCGAUCUUCGAGAGCGUCCACAUCGUCUCCGGCGCCUGCUUCUACCUGAGCUCCGCCGUCAACCCCGUCCUCUACAACCUGAUGUCGACGCGGUUCAGGGAGCGGUUCGGCCACAUCACGUGCCGCGCCAGGGGCUGCCCGGCGCGUGCGCACUUCAAAAAGAGCCGCCGCGGCACCUCGAGCGAGGAAGCGCACAACAGCAAGAAAUGGACUUAG